CUCUCAGGUUUAUUUCUGAUGGUGAUAAAUCGUGAAAUCGAUUAAUAGAAUAAUAUUUAUUUAUAUAUUUAAGGGUAGGAAACAUUAACAAUAAUUAUGUGAUUGGCUAAAACAUAAAAGAGAAAUACAAAGAACAAGCAACUAAAACUGUUGGAAGAUUUUAAACUUAAAUAACCUACAAAACGAUGUCUGCAGAAGAAAAUUUUGAACAGUUUGAGGAUGAAGAGACAGAAAUUCCAAUCGGCGGGACUCUGCCUGGAGGAAGAAAACGGCUCUUCUCCAAGGAACUGCGCUGCAUGAUGUAUGGCUUCGGCGACGAUCAAAAUCCUUAUACAGAAAGUGUCGACCUGUUGGAGGAUUUGGUUAUCGAAUUCAUAACAGAGAUGACACAUCGAGCCAUGGAGAUUGGACGCACAGGACGAGUUCAAGUAGAAGAUAUUGUAUUUUUAGUAAGAAAGGAUUCCAGGAAAUAUGCCAGAGUGAAAGAUCUUUUAACAAUGAACGAGGAACUUAAGAAAGCAAGAAAGGCUUUUGAUGAGGUUAAAUAUGCAGGUACUGUCAAAGAUUAAACAUACGAUUGUAAUGUUAUAUCCAUCAACGAAUGUAAAAUCUGAAUGCGUAUAAGUUUGUAUUAAUCUACUUGAAUCAUUUGUUUAAUUAAGAGAAUCUUUCAAGUCAGCAUGUUCAAUUUGCAAGUAGUAUUAAUGCAGUCUGUUUGGUUAUAUAAUUGCUCUGCAUAUACAUCUCGAGCAAAGCAAUUGUUUUUGAUUAAUUACAUUUAUUGCUGGGAUAACGUCGCUUUAGUUUGCAAUAACAUUAUAUAAUUGUUUGCAG
Trachymyrmex cornetzi is the source of this 834-nucleotide messenger RNA. It is a transcript of the gene Taf13, whose product is annotated as TATA-box binding protein associated factor 13. Bases 186 to 569 code for a protein of 127 amino acids. Gene Ontology annotation, biological process: transcription by RNA polymerase II. The record is from RefSeq and is a predicted model, not a curated record. Gene Ontology annotation, molecular function: protein heterodimerization activity. Gene Ontology annotation, cellular component: transcription factor TFIID complex. The transcript is spliced from 3 exons. NCBI's taxonomy places the organism in Eukaryota, Metazoa, Arthropoda, Insecta, Hymenoptera, Formicidae.